AUGAAGCGCUUUGCGCAGAAAGAGGAGCCAGGAGAGCUGAGAUCACUGGAUUUCACAAGAUCUCCAAUCAGAGGCCCCACCACGUCCAUGGAGCCUCUUUCAGAUAAGUUUUUGGAAUUCCACCCCAUCCACGGCACCAACGUGCGACUGGAUUACUCGGGCACCCAGGCCACCCGAGUGGAGAGCUUCGCCAACGGGGUGUGCUUCAGCAAACACCCUCUGAACCCAGGGGAGAUUUUCCUCAUUGAAAUCGAAGACAAAGAACUGGGAUGGUGCGGCCACCUAAGGAUCGGCCUGACCUCUCAAAACCCCAAAGACUUAGAAGUGGUGCCGGAAUAUUCCAUACCGAAUUUGACAGACCAAGGGGACAGCUGGGUGUUUGCCAUAACUAGAAAUCACAAUAAAGUUACAGAAACGGAUCCAGAGGGCGCGGCGCAGGAUGGUGGGCAAAGGCUUGGACGUGAGGAACCUGAGGAAGUGCAAGAAAACUCUAAACCCAAAUCCUUUUUCACGGACACUCACCUGUUUGUCGAGAACGUCUGCAUCCCUAAAGACAAACUGGUCGGGAGGAGUAGGCCUGGCCGCUUCUCUCACAUUUUGGACGAUUUGUAUAAGUCUAACGCGCUCCCUCCGACGGCCAGGCGCAGCAGAAUCGGAGUGAUGUACGUGCCGAAGGGGAAAGACCUGGGGAACAUGCACAUUAUCAUCAACGGAGAGGACAUGGGCGCCUCAGCCAAGGGCAUUCCCACCAUCCAGCCACUCUAUGCCGUCGUGGACGUCUUUGCUGCGACCAAAUGUGUCCGGAUUGUUCAGGUGGAGUACGGAUUCUCGUCCUUACAGACGCUGUGUAGGAAAGCCAUUCAGAAGAACAUAGUCCACAGAAUGGCCAUCGACUGGCUGCAACUGCCGGACGCUCUUAAACACUACUGCAAGUACGAGUGA
Molecule: messenger RNA, 942 nt
Organism: Knipowitschia caucasica
Lineage: Eukaryota; Metazoa; Chordata; Actinopteri; Gobiiformes; Gobiidae
Source: the annotation of a GenBank genome assembly